UCACAGCAUGCACGUCUUGUCGUGAUGCACCACCACACCGCCACCACCACCAGCCCGCACCCUCGCACCCCUCUCCCUCUCCCGCCCCUUGCCGCGCACCUUCUUCACACGCUCCCUCUCCCUGUUCCGCCCAGCACCAGCAAUAUGGUGGUGCUUGGCGUGUUGCCGACAGGCUGCGGGAGGUAUGUUAGCGUUGGCUCGGAAGAGCGCCAGGCCCAUCUCGAUGUCGUCGUCGCUCUCGCACUCGCUGCUGUCCUCCUCGUGGAUGAAGGUGCACGUGGGGAUCGGCACGGGGGGAGGCGGAGGAGGGCUGCUGCGGUCACACGACACACAACACAACACAACACAGCACAACACAACACAAGACAGCACACCACACCAAAUGGGUUCCUCUGCGGAGGAUGGAUACGUGUGUGUGUGGAUGUGGGUUGAUUUAAUGUGGUUACAAGUGGGUGUGAGCGCGUUUCUUGGCUCGUUCUCGCGAGGACUUGUAGUUGGCCGCUGUGUUGAAAUCGCCCAGGCACACCAAACGCAUUGAACCAUGACCUGAACACACCACAGACAGACACACGGACGGACAACCGUCGCACACAUACAACCUGUGCCAACCAAUGCGUGUAACCGACACCAAAGCCCACCACCCACCUAGUGACGGUGCGGUCUUGACGGCAGCCGCCGAUGUGCCCCUCGGCAAUAGUGAGGGGCCGACUCGGCCACUGAUUGAGGGCGAGGCAUCGAUGGCCUCGCCAGGACGCACAAACAGAAAGUUUCCGCAAUGGACGCAAUACGCUGACAACCACACACGCACACACGCAGACAGACCGACAGACAGAGAGGAAAGGCACAAACAUUCAUCGUGGGGGGUGUGGCCGUGUUUGUUCUCUGUUCUCCUUGUUUCGCUGCCCACUCACUGGUCUUGCCGUUCUUGCCACUGCACUGCCAGCAUAUGACGGCAUCGCAACUAGCCCGGUCCGCCUGAGUCACUUCCCUCUGGGGCUCCAUUUAUCGGUCACUCACACGCAGAUCAGCUCAAAAGGCUUCCUUUAGCCACCACACCUCACAGAAGGGAUGAAAUACACACUCAGACAGUUGGCUUCCUUGCUCGCCCCGCCCUCCCCGCCCCUGAUCAGCUCGCGAGCGGCCGCAGGGAGGCAAAGAGAAGCACCGGUUCAAAAGCUGCGGUGUCCUGCCGCCAAUUGGGUCAGUGACUGCUUUGGCUGACAGGCCGCUGUCUCUUGCGCCAGAUGAGAGGCCUCCCUUAGGACAAAGACAGCCAAACCGGCGAGAGGCACCGGGAGGCAGGGAGCGGACAGCCGUGUGUCGUUGAACUGGCCUUUGAGCGGUGGAGGAGAGGGAGUCGGCCACACCGCUGGCCAGAUGUCGGAUGGGUGACCGGACUGAUUGCUGCCCUUUCACUGGCGCAAGCUCCGGAUCUUCAAAGGGGACGUACAAGGGGGCGGAGCGAUGAGGACGGACAAGCGGGAGAGGCUGCAAACACUGACAGACACUCCCCUGCCUCUACGCACCUGCUUCCCCGCUUCAGUUGCC
Vitrella brassicaformis is the source of this 1548-nucleotide messenger RNA. NCBI's taxonomy places the organism in Eukaryota, Vitrellaceae. The record is from the annotation of a GenBank genome assembly.